Mesorhabditis spiculigera is the source of this 1626-nucleotide messenger RNA. The record is from the annotation of a GenBank genome assembly. NCBI's taxonomy places the organism in Eukaryota, Metazoa, Nematoda, Chromadorea, Rhabditida, Rhabditidae.
AUGGUCGACGCCAAUUUUCGCCACGAACUGAACCAACGACGCGAGCACGUUGAAGACCUAUUCCAUUUUGAGGGCUCAAAGGUUGGCCGAGGCACUUAUGGUCAUGUCUACAAAGCAAUCCCCAAGACCGAAAUGGUCAAACGGAUAUACCCCAACAAGGAAUACGCCCUCAAAAUGAUUGAAGGCAAUCAACAAUUCACAAUGAGUGCCUGCCGAGAAAUUGCCCUGCUAAGGGAAUUGAGGCACCCCAAUCUCAUCCGCCUACAACGAGUCUUUUUGACGAAGGAGCGAAAAGUUUGGCUGUUGCUCGAUUAUGCGGACCAUGAUCUUUGGCAUAUUAUUAAGCACCAUCGAGCGAUGAAAGUCAAGAAACAGCCUCUUAACGUCUCAGCUGGGAUGGUAAAAUCGAUUCUCUAUCAAAUUCUAAACGGGAUCCACUUCCUCCACCAAAACUGGGUGUUACAUCGUGACUUGAAGCCCGCGAAUAUUCUCGUGAUGGGCGAAGGACCGGGCGUUCAGCGUGGCAGAGUAAAAAUUGCUGAUAUGGGCUUCGCUCGUGUCUUCAGCAAUCCAUUAAAACCGAUGGCUGAAUUGGAUCCGGUCGUUGUUACCUUCUGGUAUCGCGCCCCAGAGCUUCUCCUUGGGACUAAACAUUACACCAAAGCAAUCGAUGUCUGGGCGAUCGGAUGCAUUUUUGCCGAGCUUUUAACGGCGGAGCCCGUUUUUUACUGUAAAGAUGAGGACAUCAAAGCGCAAAAUCCUUAUCAUGUGGAACAGUUGAGAAGAAUAUUUACCGUGAUGGGAUUUCCGCAAGAGGCCGAUUGGACGGAUAUGAAGAAGAUGCCUGAAUGGAAGCGGCUAGAUCAAGAUUUUCAAAAUAGAAAGAACACUCCACAAAAUGGCGGCUUCCAAAACUGCGGUCUCGACGUGUUCCUGCGAGAGAAAUAUCGGAUCCCGACGAACAAGCGUGAUUUUAAGUUAUUGCUGAAAUUGUUGCGGUUUGAUCCGACAAAGCGGCUUUCUUGCAAGGAUGCAAUGGAUGAUCCGUUUUUCAAGGAGGAGCCCAAACCGACGGACGAUGUAUUUAAAGGGAUGGAAAUACCUUAUCCAGCGCGAGAAUUUAUGGCCGAGGGUGAUGAAGAGCGGAAGACACAAACGCAGGCACAGCAGUUACCGGAAACUGUGCCACAAAUGGAAUCCACCGAUCCGCCAACAGCUAAAAAAUUACGGAUGCAACAUAAUAAUCCACCGAUCCAAAUGCAACAGCCGAUGUACCAGCCACAACUCCAGCCCGGCCCACCCGGAAUGAUGCAGCAGCCGAUGCAACCUCGCCCAAUGAUGGCCCAACAGCCCGGGAUGCAAAUGUACGGCCAACAACAGUAUCAGCAGCCAAAUGCACAGCCUCCACAGUAUCAGCAGCCGGGGAGACCGAUGCAGCCGAAUGAAUAUCAACACAACCAAAUGAUGAGGCCAGGAAUGGGAUACGAAAAUCCGCAAAUGAUGAUGCAUACAAAUGCAAUGAUGAUGGCGACACAAGGCCAAAGUCUCAUGGGCCCUCAGGGUCAAUACAUGCCCCCUCAAGCCGCUCAACAACCCCAAUGGGCCCAUCAUACACAAUAUCAACAA